GAUUUCCAUGGCCGAGCGCAGUCGGGUGACGGCAGUCAGCGCCGCUCCGCGCCCGUCGGCCGCCGCGACCCGCGGGGAGGCGGCGGCCGAGGAGGAGGAGGAGGAGGAGGAGGAGGAGGAGGAGGAAGAAGAAAAGGAAGAGGAGGAGGGGGGGGAGGAUGCUGCGCGCCUUGGUGGCGGUGUCCCUGUGGCUGCGGGUGAGCCCGCGGGCGCAGGGCGCGCCGUGCGAGGCAGUGCGCAUCCCCAUGUGCCGCCCCAUGCCCUGGAACAUCACCCGCAUGCCCAACCACCUCCACCACAGCACCCAGGAGAACGCCGUCUUGGCCAUCGAGCAGUACGAGGAGCUGGUGGGCACCGGCUGCAGCCCGGUCCUCCCCUUCUUCCUCUGCGCCAUGUACGCCCCCAUCUGCACGCUGGAGUUCCUCUACGACCCCAUCAAGCCCUGCCGCUCCGUCUGCCAGCGCGCCCGCGACGGCUGCGAGCCCAUCAUGCGCCGCUACAACCACAGCUGGCCUGACAGCCUGGCCUGCGACGACCUUCCCGUCUACGACCGAGGCGUCUGCAUCUCCCCCGAGGCCAUCGUCACCGACCUGCCCGAGGAUGGGAAGUGGACGGACUUCACGCAGGGCAUGCUGGUGCCCGACGGACCCCCGCAGCCCGAGUGCAGGAGCCGAGGCCAGGAGCGAUGCAGGUGCAAAAAGACAAAGCCCACGCUGGCGACCUACCUGGCCAAGAACUACAGCUACAUCAUUCAUGCUAAAGUAAAAAGCGUGGAAAAGGGGAACUGCAACGAGAUAACAACUGUGGUUGAAGUAAAAGACAUUCUGAAGUCUUCGAUGCCAAUUCCUCUGUCCCAAGUGCCUCUUCUUACCAAUUCCUCCUGCCAGUGCCCACCUCUGCAGCCGAAGCAGGAUGUCCUCAUCAUGUGCUAUGAGUGGCGCUCGAGGUUGAUGCUUCUUGAUGGAUGUCUAGUUGAAAAAUGGAAGGAUCAACUAAACAAAAGAUUUAAGAGGUGGGAACAGAGACUGCAAGAACAAAAGCUGCGAAUGACCCGCAGUAAGAACCAAAAUGCAGGGCGCAGUGGUCGGAGCGGGGCCCCAAAACCAUCAACCAAGAACACCAACCCACUGGUCAGUGGCCCCAAAAAGGCCACUAAACCGAGAAAUGGCCAGAAAGAAGCCAAUGCUAAAAAAGUAUGAGUGUGACAUUUCCAAAAGACUUUUCUUGCAUGAUGAGGGUCACAAUCUGGCUUGACUGGCAUGUUUUAUUAAUCCAGAACUCAUCGACUUAAAAACUCACUGCAGUUUCUACAUAGACAUUUUUGCUGCACUUUACUUUUAAAGGUUCGCUUUUCCUUUCAAGCCACUGCAAGCCAUAGAGCAUAGGUUUGCACUAGUAAGUGGUAGGCAUAUUCAGGCUGACUGAGGUUUACCUUGGGGUUCUGAUUUGCAAUUCUAGAUAGCUCUACCUUGGCUGCUAGAAGUUUUAUCCCCGUGUCCUGGUUGCCUGCCCUAUUACCCUCCAGAGGCUGGGAGAGCUGUGUGGUGCCCCUCUUCUCUGCUCAGAAAGUACUCUUGGCAGUUGGGUGUGUUAGCUGGAGAGUUAGUCUGGGUUAGCCUGGUGAGUUGGGGACCACGGCAACCGAGGAGCAGUAGAGAGAUGGUAACUUAAGGCAGAGAGCUGGGGCAGUAACUACUCCAGCUGCCGGAGCUGAAUCUAUCUGCUAUUUGGAAUCACGGCCCUUGUUCAGAGCAUUCGAAAGCAUAGCUUACCAAUAAGCAUCUGGGUAUGCAUUAUGUGAUUUUAUUUUCUUAUGUGUGUGCCAGAAAUAUGCUCACACUGUUAGCAUUUGAAUUUGUGAGUUUGUGUAGCAAAAAUGCAUUGAAAGCAAACUAAUUUUUUUAUUGUACUUCAGGCUGGCUUCUGUUGUUAUAAUUUCAAAUAUAUUUAAACAUCUAAUUGAAAAAUCAGUAUUUUUUAAAAGGACAGAUUAAAGUGAAGCAGAUCUGCAAAAUUCUUUAAAAUAACAUAUUUUUGCUGUAAUAUAGCUUUGUUACAAAAACUGGAAGAGAAGCAUUAUUCUAAACAAAACUGACAGCUGCUGUACAGUAUUAAAGAAAAGAUAAAGC
This is a messenger RNA of Cygnus atratus (black swan), 2129 nucleotides long. RefSeq names its product secreted frizzled related protein 4 (gene SFRP4). Lineage: Eukaryota; Metazoa; Chordata; Aves; Anseriformes; Anatidae. Gene Ontology annotation, molecular function: Wnt-protein binding. The coding region runs from base 159 to 1199 and encodes 346 amino acids. Gene Ontology annotation, biological process: non-canonical Wnt signaling pathway; canonical Wnt signaling pathway. The record is from RefSeq and is a predicted model, not a curated record. Gene Ontology annotation, cellular component: cytoplasm. The transcript has 6 exons.